Messenger RNA from Histoplasma mississippiense, 1521 nucleotides. RefSeq lists its product with no specific name. Gene Ontology annotation, molecular function: ATP hydrolysis activity; ATP binding. Gene Ontology annotation, biological process: protein insertion into mitochondrial inner membrane from matrix; mitochondrial respiratory chain complex III assembly. Lineage: Eukaryota; Fungi; Ascomycota; Eurotiomycetes; Onygenales; Ajellomycetaceae. The transcript has 2 exons. The record is from RefSeq and is a predicted model, not a curated record. Gene Ontology annotation, cellular component: mitochondrial inner membrane. Bases 1 to 1521 code for a protein of 506 amino acids.
AUGAACGCAUUUAACAGUGGUGGUUCUUCGCCAAUCCACACUGCCCCUACUCAAAUCUCUAUUAUGGAUGUCUUCUUCACCGGCAUCACUGCAUCUAUGCAACAGCUCCUGACUGGCAACCUGAACAGCUAUGCUCACCUGAUGUGCAUGUGCGGGAUGUUCCUCUUUCUGGGUAGAUAUGCAUACCGCUACCUGACAGAAUUGGUGGAGGCCUAUUUCACUUCGACCGUCCACGUCUCCUACUACAAUGAAGCGUACGAUAUGCUUAUCGCCUGGGUAUCCACCCAGCCCUUCGCCCAUAAGGCUCGGUCCUUUCUCGUCAGCAUCGACGGCAUGCAAAGAAGAGCAUAUGCUGAUGAUCUCUCAAAAGAGUACAAGAAGAAACCAUUGCGUUUUUCACCUUGGAAUGGAUCAUUCUUCUUCGUGUACAAGAACCAUCUGCUCCGGUUCCAGUGCGUGGCAAAAGAGACCAAGGAAGAGAUCUCCAUUUCCUGCAUCGGCGGAUCUUCGCAAAUCCUGAGAGCACUUCUUAGCGAUUGCCGAGCCGAGUAUCUAAAACUUAUUCAGAGAAAGACUACAGUCUUUGAGCAUCAUGUUGGUGAAUGGAGGAAGGCGAAGGCAAGAGACAUCAGACCAAUUUCAACAGUCAUCAUGGAUGAGGACGAGAAAAUGGCCGUGUUGAAAGAUAUCGAGGAUUUCCUGGACGAUCGGGCUCGGGGCUGGUAUGCAAGGCGUGGGAUACCCUAUCGAAGAGGGUUCCUGCUGUAUGGGCCUCCUGGAACCGGGAAGUCCAGUUUCAGCUUAUCUGUCGCCGGGCGUUUUGAGCUAGAUAUCUAUGUACUCAAUCUUUCAAGCAUCGACGACAACCGCCUGAGCAGCUUGUUUGCCCAGCUUCCCCCGCAUUGUGUCAUUCUCUUAGAAGAUAUCGAUGCUGCUAGUACAGCAAGAACGGAAGACAGUGAAACGACGGAAAACACUGACCAGGCCGCGGUAGGCCCUUCACAGAAGAGCAAGUCUCAGGGAAAUGUAUCUCUGUCCGCGCUUCUUAAUGCCCUGGAUGGCGUGUCUUCGCAGGAAGGUCGAUUGCUGAUUAUGACAACAAAUCACAUUGAGCGUUUGGAUGACGCACUCAUCCGCCCUGGCCGCGUGGAUCGAAAAGUUUUGUUUCAGCUCGCUGAUAAGAAAAUGAGUUCUUGUCUUUUCUGUACAGUUUUCAAGCGGUCAGAUGGGGAUCAGCGCACUACAGGAAAGGAGUUCAAUGAUGAAACAAUUGAGCGACUUGCAGGUGAGUUUGCCGCCAAAGUUCCGGACCAGGUAUUCAGCCCAGCUGAGAUCCUGCUAUCGUUCCUGCUUGAACGCAGGCAGUCGCCUACCGACGCAGUGGCUGAUGUGGAGGAUUGGGUUGCUAAAGCCGGCAAGGAAAGGGGAAAGGUGAAUAAUUAUGCCAGGGAACGCGCAAUUCUCAACCCCACAGACUCUUUUGAGGAUAUUGUAGAGUGCACCCAGGCGCAAAAUGCCUGA